Anisakis simplex (herring worm) is the source of this 1104-nucleotide messenger RNA. The record is from the annotation of a GenBank genome assembly. Lineage: Eukaryota; Metazoa; Nematoda; Chromadorea; Rhabditida; Anisakidae.
AUGCGAUAUGAGCAUGUUGCAUUCGAAGUAUCUUUAGCUGUACCAAGACGUUUAACGCCAAACAAUAUAAUGCGUGAUGGAUGUGUGCAAAGCAAUCUACCGAAUCCAUGUGCCGCUGAUAUUUGCUAUCAUAAGAAUUACAGAACAUUCGAUGGAUCAUGCAACAAUCUCAGAGAUUCACUGAAGGGUGCUGCGUUUACGCCGUUCAUACGAUUGCUACCUCCAGAUUAUGAUGAUCGCAUUAACGCAGUUUCAGAUUCGAUCAGUCGAGAACGUCCAAAUCCGCGUUUCAUAUCGCGAGCUCUUCUCUCAUCCAGGAGAUCAAUCGCUUCUCGAGCUAGCAGCAUGUUGAUGCAAUUCGGUCAAUUCCUGAGUCACGAUAUGAGCAAAAAUAAACUCGAUGGACGUUGUACGUGUCAGGGAGGCAGUGAAUGCAUUUCUAUAUCACUGAGCGAAAUGGAUAGCAGGAGACAUAAAUCACCUUGUAUACCACUGAAGAGAUCGAUACGAGUGUGUGGUACUGGAAUUCAUGGUGUUCCAAGACAGCAAAUGAAUUUGAAUACAGCGUUUAUUGAUGCUUCACAGGUGUACGGUAGUGAUGCGAUCACUCAACGAAAGUUUCGUGCCGGGGUACGGUCAGGUCUGAGUAUGAUUCCGAUUGGUGGACGCAUGUUUCCGCCAAUGGAUGGCCGUAACACGUUCAAUACGGGCGAUGACCGCUCGAAUCUGUUCGUCGGUCUUGCCGCACUUCAUACUGUGUUCGUUCGUCUGCACAAUAAGUUCGUUUCACUGCAAAUUUUGUCCAUGAUUGAUUCGGUAUUGCGCACGAUGAACAAGAAAUGGGACGAGGAUCGAUUGUUUCAAGAGACUCGAAAGGUGGUGGGCGCAAUCAUGCAGGUGAUCACCUAUCAAGAGUUCUUACCAGCCCUGCUCGGCUCUUCUCACAAUAAACUCAUUCCCAAAUACACUCACUACAAACCAAAUACCAAUCCAGCGAUUUCCAACGAAUUUGCUGGAGCUGCUUACCGCCUUCAUGGACUUAUUCAGGCGGAAGAACUAGGCUUAAUCUAUUCGCUUGAAUCGCACGAGAAAAGCAAGCUAUGA